This is a messenger RNA of Pisolithus orientalis, 354 nucleotides long. RefSeq lists its product as uncharacterized. The record is from RefSeq and is a predicted model, not a curated record. The annotation marks the transcript as partial. The transcript has a single exon. Lineage: Eukaryota; Fungi; Basidiomycota; Agaricomycetes; Boletales; Pisolithaceae.
GUUGCUCAAGUCCAAGUGAUCUUGCAGCCUAUCACUAACCCUGCAUCUCCACCUCUCCUUUACAUUGAAUUCUUCAAUUUCUCCAAUAUGCACUAUGCCAUCAUAGACAACAUCUGUGUUGUUUCUCCUGCCCCAAAGAUCAAGAUGUUUUUAGUCCAACAUUGCCUCCAAUCCAAUGCCAAGCCACUUGGAGACAUCAUCCCUCUUGAUAAUGUACAACAAGUUGUUCAGCUCGUCCCAAAGUUCAGUGACAAGUCUCCCAGAAACAUGACAUGCGAUAACUGCUUGGACAUGGGUCACAAGUUCUACAUAAAUAGUUUUGCAGACAAGGAAACAUUCCAUGCUGUCCUUAGC